Molecule: messenger RNA, 1282 nt
Organism: Artibeus jamaicensis (Jamaican fruit-eating bat)
Lineage: Eukaryota; Metazoa; Chordata; Mammalia; Chiroptera; Phyllostomidae
Gene: TEX30
Product: testis expressed 30
Exons: 7
Coding region: 351-1028 (225 amino acids)
Source: RefSeq, a predicted model, not a curated record
UAGAACGGAACACUCUGGCCGCUCGGCGGCUGUGGCUAGAGGCUUCUUUUGAGAGAAGUUUGCUGCCUGAACGGGUUAAAGGCGGGUAGGUGCUACCCGCCACUUCCCCUUCUCGGGAUUUACAACGUAUUGCUGUCCACUUAAUAGAUAAUGCACGUUUUUCCAAUCGGAAGUGACGGUGGUUGUGGCAUUUUUGAUCCUUCAACAUAAGAUGCACUUCAUUAUUGUAUUGUGGGGACACUACUACAUACAGUACAGAUUAUUAGCUAAUUAUCGCAGCAUCUCUAUGAGGGAGAUGUCCUUUGCUUCUCAGAUGUAAUGCACUUUAAGUUUGUUAUUCAGCAGUGAAAAUGAGUCAUACAGAGGUUAAAUUAAAAAUACCUUUUGGAAAUAAAUUACUAGAUGCUGUUUGUUUGGUACCUAGCAAGAGCUUAACAUAUGGAGUGAUUCUUACACAUGGAGCAUCAGGAGAUAUGAAUCUUCCUCAUUUGAUGUCACUGUCAUCCCAUCUUGCAUCUCAUGGGUUUUUUUGCCUGAGGUUUACCUGUAAAGGCCUUAAUAUUGUACAUAGAGUUAAAGCAUAUAAAUCAGUCUUGAGUUACCUCAAGACCUCAGGAGAAUACAAACUUGCAGGUGUUUUCCUUGGAGGUCGUUCAAUGGGCUCAAGAGCAGCUGCUUCUGUAAUGUGUCAUAUUGAACCAGAUGACACUGAUGAUUUUGUCCGUGGUCUCAUUUGUAUUUCUUAUCCAUUACACCAUCCAAAGCAGCAGCAUAAACUUAGAGAUGAAAACCUGUUUCGUAUAAAAGAACCUGUAUUAUUUGUGUCAGGCUCAGCAGAUGAAAUGUGUGAAAAGAACUUGCUGGAGAAAGUUGCACAGAAAAUGCAAGCUCCUAAUAAAAUCUGCUGGAUUGAGAAGGCAAAUCAUUCUAUGGCAGUGAAAGGACGGUCAACAAAUGACAUUUUCAAAGAGAUAAAUACACAAAUUUUGUUUUGGAUCCAGGAAAUCACUGAAAUGGACAAGAAAUAAUUGUCUUUAAUCCAGAGACAUAUUACUUUGAAUAUGACUACAGUUAAUUUGAUAGCGCAUGGCAUAACUCAGCAUUUUGAGGUAUAUUUUCAACUAAUUUAAUGUCUUUUAAUGUUACCCCAUUUUUAAAACAUGUUUUAAAUGUGAAAUUAAUGUCUUUUACAAAAUGUAUUUUGAAAGCAUAGUUCCGUAAAGAUGAUGCCCAGAUUUUGAAGUUAAGUUUGAAAAAAAUUAAACAUUUGAAUUUUGUUACA